GCUUGUCAUUAUACUUCUCGUUUCUUCGUCGUUUUUGGCCUCGCCCAUUGUUUCCCUCUCAUGAUUGCGUCGAGCUUAACUAAGUCUACUCAGCAAAAACAAGCACUUUUCUUGAGCGCUAGCUAUACAAGGAGGAGGAGGAAUCUUUGCCUGCUGCUCGCACGCCCGCCGCUGGCACUUCUUCUUCCAUCUUCGUUCGAUGACACCGCCGUUGGAGCACGACUACCUUGGCCUGCCGGAGAGCCCCGGCGAGGUCUCGGGCAACCUCAAGGACACGGAGCUCCGGCUUGGGCUCCCGGGCUCGGAGUCGCCCGAGAGAUUCGAUGGAGGGGGCGCCGGGCUGACGCUGGGGCUUCCCAAGAACUUCGUCUCCGGCGCCAAGAGGGGGUUCUCGGACGCCAUCGACGGGCCCGACGCGUGGGUGCUUCCCGGGGUGAAGGGGUCUGAGGAAGAACGGGGGAAGGGCGGGGAGAAGGCCAAUGGGAAGCUUUUGGGGCCGCCCAGCGUGGGGAAGGAUGAUGGUGGAGCGGCAAAGGUGGCGCCUUCGCCCAAGGCACAAGUUGUUGGUUGGCCACCUAUCCGGAGUUACAGAAAGAAUACAAUGGCUGCAAACCCAUCCAAGAACAAGGAUGAUGCCAAAGGGAAACAAGGGUUGGAAUGCCUCUAUGUCAAGGUCAGCAUGGAUGGAGCUCCAUACCUUAGAAAAGUCGACCUCAAAACGUACUCCAACUAUAAGGAGCUCUCGCUGGCUCUUGAGAAGAUGUUUACUUGCUUUACCAUCGGUCAGUGUGGUUCAUAUGGAAUGACUGGCAGAGAGAUACUGACCGAGGGUAGAGUCAUGGAUCUUCUUCAAGGAUCUGAGUAUGUUCUUACCUAUGAGGACAAAGAUGGUGAUUGGAUGCUUGUCGGCGAUGUUCCCUGGGAAAUGUUUACUGAUUCUUGUAGGAGGCUGAGGAUUAUGAAGGGUUCAGAUGCAAUUGGAAUUGCCCCAAGGGCCAUGGAGAAGUCCAAGAGCCGGAAUUAGCAGCCGUUUCAGCCUCUUUCGGUUGGGUGCAUGCAGACCAAAUGGCUGCUAGUGGCCUGGAAGAGAACAUGAAAGCUACAUGUUAUUAUCGUUCUCUCGCUUUUAUUGUGGUUUGUCAUAGUGUAGUUUCACUUGUAGUUGACUUGAUAUUAUCUGAGAGCCUUGCUGUUGGUAGAUACUGUUGGUCUGUCGUCUGUCAUCGAAGUUUUAGAUGUGUGCUUGUCAUUUUUCUUUAAACGUCUAUGGAUUGAGCUCUCUGUUUUAUGUGUCGUCAGUGGCGUCCGAAUCAUAUUGAAAAGCCUCAUAUGCAAAUUUCCAGCUCUA
Messenger RNA from Musa acuminata AAA Group (dessert banana), 1348 nucleotides. RefSeq names its product auxin-responsive protein IAA21-like. The record is from RefSeq and is a predicted model, not a curated record. The transcript has 5 exons. Lineage: Eukaryota; Viridiplantae; Streptophyta; Magnoliopsida; Zingiberales; Musaceae. Gene Ontology annotation, molecular function: protein binding. Bases 200 to 1024 code for a protein of 274 amino acids. Gene Ontology annotation, cellular component: nucleus. Gene Ontology annotation, biological process: regulation of DNA-templated transcription.